CUCCUACGCGUUUGUUUAUGCAAAUGAGGUUAAUUUGUCUCCACCCCCAAAAUGACCUCAUAUUUAUAACUUGUAAUUAUCAAGAGUAUAAUAAGAUCACGACGGCGUACUCCGGGCUAAUUAUCUCUCUGAAUUAAUAUAUAAUAAUCGUGAUCUGGUAUAGGAUCUAUAUAACAUAAUAGCAGUUUAUCUCAAAUAUUUGGAAUUUUUACAGAAAUAACAGAACCGGAAAAAAUGGAUUACUCUUAUGCAGUGUUCGUUUUAUUAUAUACUUUUUCAGUUUCAAAUACUGUUUCUGCAGCACCAAGAACACGUCCAAAGGGGCCCAUCUGCUCGUCAAACCAGGGACUGUGUGGAGUAACAUUUGAUAUUAGCGAAACAGAUCCAAUUGUAGGUCAUUUUAAGCACACAUCCGCUUCACAGAUAUGUGACUGCCCCGGACAAAAGAUCUGUCCAAACAACACGACAGACUCAUCACGUGUGAUUUAUCAAGAAAUGAUUUCUCCAGGUCAGACAAUCACGACGCAUUUAAGUUACUGCGAAAGGAAAUCAUUUCCUAAACGAGAUUGUAAACAAAACGAGGUUGCCAUGACGUUACGUGGCGUUGGACCAGUCAUCACCGAGAUUGUUGGUGACGUCAAAUGCAGAUGUUCCAGUCCACUCGUUUUGCACAGAGCUUUUCCCGAUGGAAUGUAUUCCGUUAGAGAAUAUACGUGUGGCAAGCCUAUGUGUAAUGUGAACAGUAGCAAGCCACCUGUCUGUGAACGCGUCAUGUACUCUAGAUCAAUGUUUGGCUACAGCACGACGUCGGAAAUACCGUGCCAAUGUCCAGACGGGUUCGUCUGUAACACAGAUGACUCUACUGCACUUAACUCAAUGUUUCAAAAACCUGUUGAGUUUGUGUGUGAACUGUCACUUUAAUUAAAUGACUUGAAGAACAAAAACAAUAAAAAGCUGUUUAAAAUACACUCCUUGUUGAUAAUUAGUGAUUUUUGUGCAGAUUCAUUAAAUAAUUAAAUUUUUGGACAUGACUUUAGAUAUUGCAUACUGAAAAUAGCAAAAUUAUGAGAACUCUUUAAUUAUGUUCAGACUGCUAAAAAAUCAGUUCUGGACAAGAUUGUUGUUAGAUUUAACAAGAAAUAUAUUAUUUUGAUAUUUAAUGUAUAUUUCAAGUAAUAUUUUCUAAAGCUAUAUACCUCUGUUGAUGCUAGUUUUCAUAUCAUAGUUCUAUUAAACGACCUAUUGUAAAUUUG
This is a messenger RNA of Ruditapes philippinarum (Manila clam), 1253 nucleotides long. RefSeq lists its product as uncharacterized. The record is from RefSeq and is a predicted model, not a curated record. NCBI's taxonomy places the organism in Eukaryota, Metazoa, Mollusca, Bivalvia, Venerida, Veneridae. The coding region runs from base 235 to 921 and encodes 228 amino acids. The transcript is spliced from 4 exons.